Molecule: messenger RNA, 1476 nt
Organism: Cladophialophora yegresii CBS 114405
Lineage: Eukaryota; Fungi; Ascomycota; Eurotiomycetes; Chaetothyriales; Herpotrichiellaceae
Exons: 4
Coding region: 1-1476 (491 amino acids)
Molecular function (GO): iron ion binding; heme binding; oxidoreductase activity, acting on paired donors, with incorporation or reduction of molecular oxygen
Source: RefSeq, a predicted model, not a curated record
AUGUUCAUCCUCGCCUAUCUCGGGAUCAUACUCGCCCUGGGGUUGGCUUACUUGACCAUCGACACCAUUUAUAGCUGGUACCGCUUGCGACAUGUCCCUGGUCCCUUCAGCGCUGGCUUCUCAAAAUGGUGGCUCUUCAAGCAUACCUGGAAUGGGACCCUGUAUCUCGAGUCGGCUGAACAAUGCUUCAAGCACGGCUCACUGGUCCGUAUUGGACCCAAUGACCUGAUUACGAACGAUCCCGACAUCUUGAAGCGAAUGGGUGCGCCCAGGUCUCCGUACCGUAGGUCCGAGUGGUACAAUGCGCUUCGCGUCGACCGUGAGAAUAUCCUGUCCGAGAGAAACGAGGAGAGACAUGCCAUGCUCCGCAACAAGAUGGCAGCUGGAUAUGCAGGCAAGGAAAAUCCCACGCUUGAACAGGGUAUAGACGAUUGCAUUGCGAAACUAGUAGACCUUAUCGAACGGAAAUAUGUCUCCACUGUGGAAGAAUUCAAGCCCCUCGACUUUGCGCGCAAAGCUCAGUACCUGACCCUGGAUGUCAUUGCCGCCGUCGCAUUCGGUGGGCCGUUUGGUUUCUUGGAGAAGGAUGAGGACGUGUUCAAGUACAUCGAGACGACUGAAAAGACAAUCCCGGCCAUGAUCCUCUGUGCGGCCUUUCCGUGGCUGUCGAUUCUGUUUCAAUCACCACUGCUGAAGUUCCUGAUGCCAAAGGAUACUGACGUGUAUGGGCUGGGUAGGAUUAUGGGAACGGCAAGAGAGGUGGUCCAUGAGAGACUCCAACCAGAUGCAAAGGACCGGAUGGACAUGCUAGGGUCGUUCCUUCGCCAUAACCUCAGUAAAGAAGAUGCUGAGACGGAGGUCAUGGUGCAGAUCCUAGCCGGCAGCGACACCACGGCUGGCUCCAUCCGUGCAACGAUGCUCCACCUCCUCACAAACCCACCUGUCCUUGCAAAACUGCUGGCUGAGAUUCAAAAUGCAGGCGUUUCUGAUCCAAUCCAAGAUUCGGAAGCCCGCAAGCUGCCAUAUCUCCAGGCCGUGAUCAAGGAAGGUCUGCGCAUCCACCCACCGGUGACAGGUCUCCAGUCCAAGGAGGUCCCUCCUGGGGGUGACACGCUCAAUGGGUACUAUGUGCCAGCUGGUACGAAGAUUGGAUCCUCUGCUUGGGGAGUUUUCCUCGAUCCAGGCUUGUGGGGUCCUGAUUCGAGAGUGUUUCGGCCCGAGCGGUUUCUGGAAGGUACACCAGAUGAGAUCAGACGCAAGGAAAUCGACAUCGAGGGCAUCUUCGGCUACGGCAGAUCGUCGUGCCUCGGAAAAAGCGUUGCCGUGAUUGAACUAAACAAGGUGUUUGUUCAGCUACUCCGGAAGUUUGAAUUCACCAUUGUCAAUCCUCAGCAACCAUGGAAAUCCUUUAGUGCAGGUGUCUUCAUCGUAAGCGACAUGUGGUUGAGAGUCACCAAGAGAGAACCGCCACUUUGA